Molecule: messenger RNA, 3793 nt
Organism: Cajanus cajan (pigeon pea)
Lineage: Eukaryota; Viridiplantae; Streptophyta; Magnoliopsida; Fabales; Fabaceae
Gene: XRN3
Product: 5'-3' exoribonuclease 3
Biological process (GO): nuclear-transcribed mRNA catabolic process
Cellular component (GO): nucleus
Molecular function (GO): zinc ion binding; RNA binding; 5'-3' RNA exonuclease activity
Source: RefSeq, a predicted model, not a curated record
AACCUAGGCUAAUGCAAUGGGCUGACGAUUGAAACCUAACCGAUCUCUGCAUUGACAAAGACCAAAAAGCCCUCUUUAAAUAUCACGAAAAGUUGAAAACCCUCGCCACUCUGCGAAAUCCGUAAAGGGUAGUAUCGUCCAUUGGAUCCCGUUCUGUGCCCUAGCAAGCCAACACCAACACGCGCGAGAUCAGUAUUAUAGCGCAACAAGCAAAGAAUCGGGCCCUCACAGCGGAAUCAGUGUUUGCUUCUUCUCGCAUAUUCUUCCUCCUUCAGAUUUGAGAGAGAAGAAUAAGAGAAUUGGAUAAGACCUUUCGCUCUCGCUUUCGCUGAAUUGAUCCGAGAGAUGGGAGUUCCAGCGUUCUACCGGUGGCUGGCGGAGAAGUAUCCGAUGGUCGUUGUGGACGCAAUCGAAGAGGAACCGGUCGUCAUCGAAGGUGUUCAAAUCCCCGUCGAUACGAGCAAGAAAAACCCUAACGACAUCGAAUACGAUAACCUCUACCUCGACAUGAACGGAAUCAUUCACCCGUGCUUCCAUCCCGAGGAUAGGCCGUCUCCGACGUCGUUCGACGAGGUGUUUGAGUGCAUGUUUGACUACAUCGAUAGGCUAUUCGUCAUGGUGCGGCCGCGGAAGCUGCUCUAUAUGGCUAUUGACGGUGUUGCGCCGAGGGCGAAAAUGAACCAGCAACGGUCUAGGCGGUUUAGGGCUGCGAAAGAUGCAGCUGAUGCGGCUGCCGAAGAAGCAAGGUUAAGGGAGGAAUUUGAGAAGGAGGGCAGAAAGCUUCCUCCUAAAGAAGAGUCGCAAACUUUUGAUUCAAAUGUCAUUACACCUGGAACUGAAUUUAUGGCUGUUUUGUCAAUUGCACUUCAGUACUAUGUACAUCUUAGGUUGAACAAUGACCCUGGUUGGCAAAAUAUUAAGGUUAUUCUUUCUGAUGCAAAUGUUCCUGGUGAAGGGGAGCAUAAGAUUAUGUCCUAUAUCCGCCUGCAGAGAAAUCUUAAAGGUUAUGAUCCAAACACACGUCAUUGCCUAUAUGGUUUGGAUGCUGAUUUGAUUAUGUUGGCAUUGGCUACCCAUGAAAUCCAUUUUUCAAUUCUUAGAGAGAUUGUAUUUACUCCUGGACAAGACAAAUGCUUCCUCUGUGGUCAGAUGGGUCACAUGGCUGCAAACUGUGAAGGAAAGGCAAAAAGGAAGUCAGGAGAGUUUGAUGAAAAAGGAGAGGCUAUUGUGGCCAAAAAGCCCUACCAGUUUCUGAAUAUUUGGACUCUGAGGGAAUAUUUGGAGUAUGAGAUGAGAAUACCUAAUCCUCCUUUCGAGAUUGAUUUUGAAUGCAUUGUGGAUGAUUUUAUCUUCAUGUGUUUUUUUGUUGGAAACGAUUUCCUACCACAUAUGCCUACACUAGAGAUUCGUGAGGGUGCAAUUAACUUGCUGAUAGCAGUAUACAAGAAGGAAUUUAGGGAAUUGGGUGGUUAUUUAACCAAUGGAUGCACGCCAAAUUUGAGCAGGAUAGAGCACUUCAUUCAAGCUGUCGGAUUUUAUGAAGAUAAAAUUUUCCAGAAAAGAGCUCGAUUGCAUCAGCGACAAACGGAGAGAAUAAAGCGGGAAAAGGCACAGGCAAGAAGGGGAGACGAUGUUGAGCCUCAAUUUCAACCAGAGUCUUUGGUUGCAGUUUCACGAUUCCAUGGUUCUCGUCUUGCUUCUGCUCCAACUCCUUCACCAUUUCAACAAUCCGGGCAUUAUAAUUCUCAAGUGUCCUCAUCAGUUAGAAAAGACAAUAAAGAAGCCUUUGAGAGGCCUGGUAAAGUUGCUAGGUUAUCUUCAGGAGCAACUGUUGCUGCUGCUAUUAUUGAAGCUGAGAGUAGUCUUGAAAUAGAUGUUGAAGAUAAUAAAGACGAAUUGAAAACAAAAUUGAAGGAGAUACUUCGAGAGAAAUCUGAUGUAUUCAACUCAAAAGACGCUGGAGAAGACAAGAUUAAGUUGGGAGAACCAGGAUGGAAAGAGAGGUAUUAUGAGGAAAAAUUUUAUGCUAAAUCUCCUGAGGAACUUGAAGCAAUACGGAAAGAUGUUGUCUUGAAAUACACUGAAGGCCUAUGUUGGGUGAUGCACUAUUACUAUGAAGGUGUUUGUUCUUGGAAUUGGUUUUAUCCUUAUCAUUAUGCCCCCUUUGCAUCUGAUCUCAAGGGCCUCAGUGAACUUGAUAUUAACUUUAAGCUGGGUACUCCAUUCAAACCAUUUGACCAGCUUCUAGGGGUCUUUCCUGCUGCAAGCUCUCAUGCACUUCCUGAGCCAUAUAGGAGACUUAUGACAGAUCCAAACUCACCAAUCAUUGAUUUUUAUCCAAUUGACUUUGAAGUGGACAUGAAUGGAAAACGCUUUGCUUGGCAGGGUAUUGCGAAGUUGCCUUUUAUUGAUGAAGCGCGUCUUCUUGCGGAAGUUCACAAAAUUGAAAACUUGUUAACACCAGAGGAAAAGAGACGGAAUGCAAUUAUGUUCGACUUGCUCUUUGUGAAUUCUUGCCAUCCUCUCUCUGCAUGCAUAAGUACACUUGACAACAAGUGUAAAAACAUGCCAAACACUGAACGAGCUGUGGUCAAGGAAAAAAUCGAUCCCAAAGAAAGGGAUACAUGCAGUGGUGGAAUGAAUGGUUACCUAUCCUUAUGUGCUGGAGAACCUUGCCCUCCUAUCUUUAGGUCUCCUGUUGCAAGCAUGGAAGACAUCAUGGACAACCAUGUUAUAUGUGCAAUAUAUAGACUCCCAGAUAUGCAUAAACACAUUGCUCGACCACCACCAGGAGUUAAAUAUCCAAAGAAGACUGUAACAAUUGGGGAUUUAAAACCUGAACCUGUUUUAUGGCAUGAAGAUUCAGGCAGGAGACAUCAUGCUGAAAAUGGGAGGAAAAACCCUCCAGGAGCUAUCUCUGGUCGGGAGCUUGGAGAGGCAGCACGCAGACUCAUUGUCAAUUCCUUACAGGCAAAGGUUGACAGUAAUGGAUACCGACCCCCGCAUAAUGGACCUCCUGUGUCUUAUCCUGCACCAAUGGGUCAUCGACAACCAGUGCAUUCCUAUGGUUAUGACUCACGCCCAGGAUACUUGGCAAUGCCACCUGUUUCAGCUCCCUCACUCCAAAGCAGACCACAGUUUGCUCCUUACAAUGCUGUGCCUACUGCUCAGCAGUAUGGUUAUAAUCAACCGUACCAGCCACCACCUGUGCCAGCAUACAAUCCUCGUCAGCAAUCAAAUUCUUACGAAAGAAAUGACUACCAACACCAUUAUCCAAGAAAUCACCACCAGGGUAGUGGGGGUAGGCAUGGAUAUCAAUCAUCAGGUAAUGCCAAUGCCAGGUUUACGAAUACCCAAGGUGCAUAUGCUAGUCACCAUCAUCACAACCAGAACUUCCAACCAUCUAGAGGUUCUUAUCAGAAUUGGACUCCACGAAACAACCCAAGUGGACACAGGGAACAACAUGGUCAUCAUUCGUCCAAUCAAUAUUCUUUAUUAGAUAGAAGAGGAAACAGGAAUCCAAUGCCACCACCUGGUUAUAGUCGCAAAUAAAUUCAUUUGGUCCAGGGAAUAUGCUCCCUAUGAAUUAAAAAUUGUUGUACCAUAUCUUUUUCUUCAAUUAGUUGAGGUUUGAGAGUUGUACUUGCAUUUUAUGCUAUUGUUUUUGAGACAGUAAUUACCAAUUUUCCAUUGAAUAGAUUAGUGUAUCAAAUUAUAGCCCCUAAAACUCAGGUUUGAUAACAUUUUGUUACUUGAUAGGCUAUUCAAUUGAUCGUGUUUUUCCCCCUGGUUA